Molecule: messenger RNA, 1435 nt
Organism: Gymnogyps californianus (California condor)
Lineage: Eukaryota; Metazoa; Chordata; Aves; Accipitriformes; Cathartidae
Gene: KHDRBS2
Product: KH RNA binding domain containing, signal transduction associated 2
Exons: 11
Coding region: 1-1098 (365 amino acids)
Biological process (GO): regulation of alternative mRNA splicing, via spliceosome
Cellular component (GO): nucleus
Molecular function (GO): poly(A) binding; mRNA binding
Source: RefSeq, a predicted model, not a curated record
AUGGAGCAGGAGAAGUACCUGCCCGAGCUGAUGGCAGAGAAGGACAGCCUGGAUCCCUCCUUUGUUCACGCGAUGCGCCUCCUGGCCGACGAAAUUGAAAAAUUUCAGGGUUCUGAAGGCAAGAAGGAAGAUGAAGAAAAGAAAUAUCUUGAUGUUAUCAGCAACAAAAACAUAAAGCUGUCAGAAAGAGUUCUGAUCCCCGUCAAACAAUAUCCAAAGUUCAAUUUUGUUGGGAAAUUGCUUGGACCAAGAGGAAACUCCUUGAAGAGGUUACAAGAAGAAACAGGUGCAAAAAUGUCCAUUCUGGGGAAAGGAUCCAUGAGGGAUAAAGCUAAGGAGGAAGAGCUAAGGAAAAGUGGAGAAGCCAAAUAUGCGCACUUGAGUGAUGAGCUUCACGUAUUAAUUGAAGUGUUUGCUCCACCUGGGGAGGCGUAUUCUCGUAUGAGUCAUGCCUUGGAAGAAAUAAAAAAAUUCCUCGUUCCUGAUUACAAUGAUGAAAUUCGCCAGGAGCAGCUGAGAGAACUGUCGUAUUUGAACGGUUCUGAGGAUUCAGCACGUGGACGGGGCAUUCGAGGAAGAGGGAUCCGUGUGCCACCUGCAGCUCCUUCAAGGGGACGUGGGGGUGCGAUUCCUCCGCCCCCGCCUGGACGAGGUGCCCAAGCACCCAGAGGAGCGCCGGUGACCCGUGGAGCCCUCCCUGUCCCACCAGUGGCCAGGGGCGUUCCCACCCCUCGAGCAAGGGGCGCCCCGGCUGUCCCGGGCUACAGACCACCCCCGCCACCUGCACAUGAGGCCUAUGAAGAAUAUCCGUUGGUUUUUCUUAGUUUGUUUUUUUCAACCAUGAACAAUAGCCAGCAGGGAUACGAUGAUGGAUAUGGGGGUGAAUAUGAUGAUCCAAGCUAUGAGGCAUAUGAUAACAGUUACGCCACCCAAACACAAAGUGUGCCUGAAUAUUAUGACUAUGGUCACGGAACAAGCGAAGAGGCUUAUGACAGCUACGCACAAGAAGAAUGGGCCACAACCCGUUCCAGCCUAAAGGCACCACCUCCAAGGUCAGCCAGAGGGGGUUACAGGGAACACCCCUAUGGUAGAUAUUGAAGGUCCUCCUCAUCUGUGACCUCAUCUCAAAGACAAUUAAUAGCCUGUGGUCUCCACAUAAACAGCAACAAGACAAGUAAUAGUCCAUUUCUUUUCUAUCCUAGGGAUUACUGCUCAUUAUUAUCCUAUGUACUACUUGUAUUUCCUAUAACAUUGGAGUGACAUUGGCAUUAGUAUUAUUUUAUAACACGGACUUAAAAAAACAGAGACAAAAAACCUUUGGCAAGCAUUGUCUAUAAACCAUUCAAAGAUGAUGUUCUGUUGGUUGUAUUCAUUGCUGUGUGUAACUUAAAAAGCAUGACACUGUUACAGAUCUUGAGUCUCUCUACAUACUAGC